GUCAAAGCUCAAACACGAAACGAAAAUAAAAUAUUUCACAAGGUGAUCAGAACGCAAUAACGGAACAAAGAUGAGUAUGCGCGAGGAAGAUCGGCAGAAGAACAACAACUGCCCAAGCCGCGGGCUCGGCUUGGCGGCCGCAGCCUUGGGCGUUGGUGUUGGGGCUGCUCUGUACUACUUCCUCAGUAAGAGGCCAGAAAAUCCUGAUGGCGAAGGAUCCACUACAGGCUGGUCCUGCGAGCAACCUCAUGCCUUAUCACAAGAGGAGCAAGACAUAUUGCGGGCGCAAGCGUUGUCGGAAGAGGAACAGAUAAAGUUCCUACACGCUCAGAAAUUCCGCGAACGCUCCUGGUCCCUAGAAGAGUGCUCCAUCUGCUUCGAGAUCAUGUUGAAAGACCAGGAUCUAACGCGUCUGCCGUGCGCGCACAACUUCCACUCAGGCUGCCUGGCGCCCUGGCUGGCGGAGCAGCAGACGUGCCCCAACUGCCGCAAGGCUGCCGAAUGAAGCUAUGACUUCGCGUUUUCUCAUCAUAUCACCGAGGCGAGAGAGACUCUCCGCGAACACCUCAUCUGCCAGGUUGGUGAACCUCUGAAGAUAACACUAUCAAGACAGGCCAAACAAUAGUUAAAAGCGUUAAAAAACGAGAUAAUGUUUACAGUCGAGUUCUUUUAUAUCUACAUAUGCGAACUAAAAUAUUUGAAUGCGAUAUUUGAAGUCAUGCCAAGUUAAAUUGCCAGUAUUUUCAGAACCCCGUCAGUAUACAUUUAUUUAACCAUUUUACAUGCGGGGCCAUUGAAAUAGCCACAAAAACGACAACUUAGUACAACGUGACUCUGAGUAUAAAAGGGUGUUCAGACAUUUUUUCGCGUGUGUAGAAGUAAACUUCGACUGUAAAAUCGGACAGUAUUUUUCAAAGUGUCAAAUAAAUGUAACACUUCAAUUUAUGACCUACGAAAAUCGAGGCAAACAGUGGUUUAAAGGGCAUUUUCAAAAUAUAGGUCCCCCCAAUUAGCGUAAGUUGUGAA
Molecule: messenger RNA, 1026 nt
Organism: Leguminivora glycinivorella
Lineage: Eukaryota; Metazoa; Arthropoda; Insecta; Lepidoptera; Tortricidae
Product: E3 ubiquitin-protein ligase RLIM-like
Exons: 5
Coding region: 71-505 (144 amino acids)
Source: RefSeq, a predicted model, not a curated record